UUCAUCUGCUUAUCAGUCGGUCGUCGCCAGCGGACAGUGAAGGUUACCUGCUUCAACAGUGCUUGAACGGCAACCUUUCAACUGUCUUCAGACGCAAAUAAUAGCUUUGAUCUCUCAAACCAUAAUUGAUAACAAUCGACUGAAAUUAAUUUGACCUUGAAACAACAACAGCUAAAGAUAUCCUGAACACGUUUAGCUUGCUAGCUAUAGCUAACUGUUUGUUUAGCCAACGACAACGCCAGACACUCGGGACAGUUGUUCGACCUCCUCACAAGAAGACCCGCCACUUCGAAAUUGAACCAUGAGUUCCCAGGUGAGACAGAACUUCCACCAGGACUGCGAGGCUGCAAUCAACAGGCAGAUCAACCUGGAGCUGUAUGCCUCCUACGUCUACCUGUCUAUGGGAUACUACUUUGACCGGGAUGAUCAGGCAUUGCACAACUUUGCCAAGUUCUUCCGUGAUCAGUCGCAUGAGGAGCGCGAGCAUGCUGAGAAGCUGAUGAAACUACAGAACCAGAGGGGAGGGAGGAUCUUCCUGCAAGAUGUCAAGAAGCCAGAGAGGGAUGAGUGGGGCAGUGGAAUUGAGGCCCUUGAAUGUGCCCUGCAGCUGGAGAAGAGCGUGAACCAGUCACUGCUGGACUUGCACAAGCUCUGCGCUGAUCACAAUGACCCACAUCUGUGUGAUUUCAUCGAGACGCACUACCUGGACGAGCAGGUGAAGUCCAUCAAGGAGCUGGGAGACUGGGUGACCAAUCUGCGCCGCAUGGGAGCUCCUCAGAACGGCUUGGCCGAGUACCUGUUUGACAAACACACCCUGGGAAAAGAAAGCAGCUAAAUCCAUCCAAAUCACAUAGACGAAGGCUUUCUACAUAUGUGUAUUUGUAUCUUGCUUUCAAUCGUUCUUCAAAUAUGAAGUCAUCUGCAUGGUACUGGCAAGUAAUUCAAACCUCUUAUAUUACUCGCAUUGUUAUUGCCGUUUACUCCACAUUAGUUACUUCACUAAUCCCUGAGCUGUGAGCUAUUACAUCCAAAGCCCACUCUUGUAUCUUUUACUUCUCUCUCUGCUGUCAGCUUUGCCUACGUCAUUACUAUGUGUUUGCUGUGUUUUACGCCAGGAGUUGUUAAUGAAACCAAAUAAAACGAACCCUCUGGAUUCUGA
Anarrhichthys ocellatus (wolf-eel) is the source of this 1159-nucleotide messenger RNA. RefSeq names its product ferritin, heavy subunit. The transcript has 5 exons. Gene Ontology annotation, biological process: intracellular iron ion homeostasis; iron ion transport. Gene Ontology annotation, molecular function: ferrous iron binding; ferric iron binding. NCBI's taxonomy places the organism in Eukaryota, Metazoa, Chordata, Actinopteri, Perciformes, Anarhichadidae. The record is from RefSeq and is a predicted model, not a curated record. Gene Ontology annotation, cellular component: cytoplasm. The coding region runs from base 302 to 835 and encodes 177 amino acids.